AUGGUAUCAAUAGAUAGUCAGAUACCUUCUGAUAAAACUAUUGGAGGUGGAGAUGAUACUUUCAACACUUUCGUCAGUGAGACUGGAGCUGGUAAACAUGUUCCAAGAGCCGUGUUUGUUGAUCUGGAACCUACUGAAGUUAGAACUGGUACUUACCUCCAACUUUACCAUCCUGAACAGCUUAUUACAGGCAAAAUAGAUGAUUGUUGGAAAAGAACUGAUAAAUUUGGCAGAACUCGGAAACUGGCAGAUCAAUGUACUGGUCUUCAAGGAUUCCUCGGCUUCUACAGCUUUGGCGGAGGAACUGGAUCUGGUUUCACAUCUUUGUUGAUGGAAAGAUUGAGUGUCGACUAG
Lottia gigantea (owl limpet) is the source of this 354-nucleotide messenger RNA. RefSeq lists its product as hypothetical. NCBI's taxonomy places the organism in Eukaryota, Metazoa, Mollusca, Gastropoda, Lottiidae. The record is from RefSeq and is a predicted model, not a curated record. The transcript is spliced from 2 exons. Gene Ontology annotation, molecular function: structural constituent of cytoskeleton; GTP binding. Gene Ontology annotation, biological process: mitotic cell cycle; microtubule cytoskeleton organization. The coding region runs from base 1 to 354 and encodes 117 amino acids. Gene Ontology annotation, cellular component: microtubule; cytoplasm.